GAGCGAAAAUCUGUAUGAGAAUGAAGCUCUUGCAAUCUCUUGUUCCUGGAUGUGAUAAGAUAACUGGCAAGGCUCAUGUACUGGAUGAGAUCAUCAAAUAUGUUCAAUUUCUACAGAAUCAAGUAGAGUCCCUUGCGGCAAAGGUUGCUUUUGUGAAUCUCACGCUAUUUGAAUGUGAGCAGAAUCCAAGUAGAAAUGCAUGUGUUCCUGAGGGGCUGUUGUCGUCUGUGCCAGAGUCUUGCUCUGUCUCGUUCAUGUCUUUUGCAGACAGUGCGCCAAGCGAUUCUGCUUCCCUUUUGCUCACACAGGAUCAGAAAGCCACUCUGAUCCCUCAGGAUGGUAGAGAUUUGUUUUUGGACAUGGAAGACCAGCCUGAAGCUAUUUGACAACCUGUUCACCUUCUAAUAAGCUCAGCAAAUUAUAAAGAGGCAAACCAGAAACAUCAAGUUCAGUAACUUGAAGGGGUUUCUGUG
This is a messenger RNA of Fragaria vesca subsp. vesca, 473 nucleotides long. RefSeq lists its product as uncharacterized. Gene Ontology annotation, molecular function: protein dimerization activity; DNA-binding transcription factor activity. Lineage: Eukaryota; Viridiplantae; Streptophyta; Magnoliopsida; Rosales; Rosaceae. The record is from RefSeq and is a predicted model, not a curated record. The transcript is spliced from 6 exons. Gene Ontology annotation, cellular component: nucleus. Gene Ontology annotation, biological process: regulation of DNA-templated transcription. The coding region runs from base 15 to 386 and encodes 123 amino acids.